Molecule: messenger RNA, 13822 nt
Organism: Zootoca vivipara (common lizard)
Lineage: Eukaryota; Metazoa; Chordata; Lepidosauria; Squamata; Lacertidae
Source: RefSeq, a predicted model, not a curated record
AUGAAGGGGCUUGCUAGCCUAUUUCAAAUAUGGUUUGUGGUUCAGAGUUGCUGCCUUAUUCACAGAUCAUUGCUGCAUUUGAAUGCAAGGUUCGAUCGUGGUUCAGUGGAAGUGGAAGCCACCUGGGCAUUAGGUGUCAUGUAAUUUAAUUCAUGGUUUUGAUGAACUCAUGAACCUAUAUGAGUUAUAUGGUCAAAGUAGGACUCACAUGGUGCCAUUUUGUAUAUGUCUGCUCAUUUCAGUGGGACCAACUUCUUUGCAGGUAUGUAUAGGCUUGCAGCCUGAGAUGGAUCUUAAAGUUUGUAAUAGCAUAGUACGCAGGGCCAAGUUGCUUUCUUUUGUGCGAAGAUUUCUCCUAACAAGACUUCUCCUGUCAAGCCUUGGUAGCAUUUAAUAGCAUACCCCUACUGCAUAGAUUAAAGCUUUCAAUCAUAUAAUGCAUCUGGUUUCAACAACUUAAGAAACAUUUAUGGCUAUGGAGCUGAUUUUAUGGCUAUUUCUUCUGCAGAUCAGGUGAAACAGUGAAGGUGUGUCAUAAGGGACAGGAGCAAAAAACUCUAGAAGUUGAGAUUUUUAGAUUAUGAAAUGCUUGUAGAGGCUGUGUAGAGUGGGGAACCAAUUUUCUAAUGCAGGCUGCAUUCUGGCAGGUAGUCACACCAGAGCUAAAAGUGUGCAAGCUGUCACUUUUUCUUUCCAACACCUUCUUUUCUCUCUCUCUCCUUUUAAGGCACAGUUCACUCUUGUCAAAGUUCUGAACUGAACACUUGCUGAGAGCUUCUUCCCCACCAUCAGCCCAACUGUUUUGACUCUUCCCUCUAUUUUCCUCCCUUGCUCCUCUCCUCUAGGCUUCCUCCACCUGCAUGAAAUUAGGCCAAGGGCUGAAUGUAACCCUUGAGCUGCAGGUGGGGAACCCCUGCUAAAUAGCAUGGCCAUGGAUGGUUUUAUUUCCUCUUCUUUGUGUGUGCAUGUGUGGGAGCUGCUUAAAUUGUUGCUGGGUAGCUAAUGAGCCAAACCAUGCCAGCCCACACACACUUUUUGUUAACAGCACACUAAAAUAAGAAAAUCCCUGCACAGUUGGCUAAUAAACUAGAAAAUAUGAGGUGCCCUGAUGCCCCUCAUUGGAAUAAUGUUAAUUGGCUUAGUAGAGCACAGGCUUCUACAGUAUUUAUUUAUUUUGUUGUUGUUAAAAUUAUGUAUUGGGUUCUGUUUAAUCACUGGCAGCUUGCUUAGCUCUCAGAAUGAACUUCCAGCUUCUAAAUUGGUAGCAAAAGUGUUUUUCUAUAGGUGUUAAUAAGAAUUUCCUUUUUUGUUUUAUUGCAUGUUGGUUUAGAUAGGAAUAGAAAUAUAAGAAGCCGCUGUAUACCGAGACAGACCAUUGGUUCGCCAAGCUCAGUAUUACCUACUCUGACUGGCAGCAGGGUUUUUUGGCGGGAGUUUCUCCCAACCCUCUCCUUAGUCAUCACAGACUGAAUCUGGGAUUUCCUGCACUCAAGGCAAAUUUUCUGCUAUUGAGCUAUGGUCCUUCCUCAGAAACCCAACAUAAGCAGGAACAGUCCUGCUUAGUAUCAGAUGCAAUCCUCAGGCUCUUAGCUUGAGGAAAUCUGAAAGCUUUAUUCAAGAAAUCAGAACAAGGUCUCAGCAUUAGCUCAAAGUACAGGAUACAGUAUUCAUAAGGCUUCAACAGACCUCUAGGUUGAAUGACAAGGCGAUAGCUAAGACCUCCUGCUCUACUUUCUAAAGAGAAGGCAGGAUCAAGUCAUUCAUGUGGUUCUCAUUCCAAGCAAGAAAACUAAGAGUGUUUUUUAUUUUCAUACGUGCUGUACGCCCAUGAUCCAAUCUGAUUUGGACACUGCCCUGGAAUUAUUUUUGCAGUGUCUCUUUCUAGUCACUUUUAACAGUUCUAGUUAACUUGUGGGUGGUGAGUUGGUGCUUGCAGAAGUUUCAGGAGCCUUUUAUUUACCUCCUCUGUGCUUGAGAGCUUGCUGUUUUUUAUGUUUGAAACAAAAGUUCUAACUCAACUGACCUUGGUGCUGAUCAGCUUUUGAAUACAAAACACUUCACUUUUGUGAUUCUGUCUGUGUUGAAGAUGAUUGCCACUCCUCCAGAAUGUUUGUGAAAUGUAAGUGUUGUUAACGCAGUACUGUAUUGACAAUCCCGCCCCCCCUUGAGAAUAUAGUAUCUAGUUCCUCAAAGAAUCCUUAAAUGCUACUAGCAAUUGGCAGGGCAUCUAAGGGUGUGUGUGCUUUGAAGUUCUCCAGUUCAGCUUCCUCUGGUCUUUCAGGUUAUCACCUAAAAAUUCUUAUUGCAAUUGUGGUUAAAUUUAUCUUCUAAAAAAUAUGCUCCCUACCAUUCACCACGGAUCACUGUGUGGAUUACAACAUUAUUAUAUUGCUUUAAUAAUGUUGGAAUUGGCAAUAUAUUACAAAUAAAACUAUCAUGUAAAAACUGAACAUUAUUAACAGUAAAUACAAACAGACUUAAAAGCAGCAGUGCUGCUAAAAUAGUCAGUAAAACAGGUUAGAAGCCAUUAGGUGUCUGGGCAAACACAAAUGUUUUCACCUAGCUCAUAAAAGAUACUAAGUCAGCAGUAGUUGAAUGGAUGUCAGGCGGGAGUUCCUUUGAUGAGGUGACACCACCAAAAAGGCCCUAUCCCUGGUAAGCACCCACCUAAUCUCAGAAGGUGGGGCAUUCCACAAAGGUUUCAACAACAGACUUAUCCAGGAGCAGGUAGGCCUUCAGUUUUGGGAUUUUUAAACUGGAACCAGCAUUUAUGAAUUAUGUCCUCAUAAAGGACAUUGCAGUAACCUAAUCUGGAUGUUAUCAGAGCAUGAAUGACUUGUGCCCAUUUGAGUUCAGGGUACUUCUGUCCCUUGGUAAAUGUUGCAAACUUUUCUUGCGUGCUUGAACAGAGCAACCAUCACCUCUUCUUGAAAGCUGAGUAUUGCAGUGGGCCUUUUUCUGGGCUGCCUUAGUGAAAAUGUUUGUUGGUGUGUUCUGGAAAUUAAACCCAAGGAACUAGGCCAUUUGCUCUGGGAAUCAUGUUCCUUGGGAAUAUUGGGAACUGUCAGUUUAAUUCUGCAUUUGACUGGACAUGACUCUCCACUGAAAGCAUCUGCUACCUGAUUUUUCCAACUAGGGAUGCCUGGGAGAUUGAACUUGGGACCUUCUGCGUGUAAAGCAGGUGCUCUACCACUGAGAUUUGGUCCUUCUCUGUAUUCUCUGAAAUAUGUGGAGACAGACUGCUGUUGCACAAUCAGUAGUGAAGGAAAGGCAUUCUGUACAUGCAAACAGAAAGUUAACGUUCGUUCCUUGGAACACUGUGGAGUAUAUAUUGUAAAGCAGUGGUCCUCAAUCCCCGGGCCACAGACCGGUACUGGUCCGUGGAUCAAUUGGUACCGGGCCACCCAAGGAACAUUAAAUACAAUUAAAUUAAAAUUAUUAAAUCAAAACAAUCUAAAUAAAAUAUAAACAAUCAACGUUCCCCCCCUCAGCGGGCCACCAAACAAUCAACGUCCCCCCCUCAGCGGGCCGCAGUAAAAUGAUCAAACGUUGACUGGUCCGCGGCGAUAAAAAGGUUGGGGAGCACUGUUGUAAAGGAUAUUGUAGAGUUGGAAAAAUUCAGAAAAGGGGAGCCAAAAUGAUCACGAGGGUUGAGCAUCUCCCCCUGUGAGGAAAGGUUACAGCAUUUGGGGCUUUUUAUUUUAGAGAUAAGGUGGGUAAAAUAUGACAUUAUAAAGCUGUAUAGAAUUGUGUAUGACAUGGAGGACUUGGAUAGAGGGAAUUUUUCCUCCCUCUCUCAUGACUGUAGUAUUUGUGGACAUCCAAUGAAAAAUAAUGUUGGAAGAUUCAGGAUGGACAAAAGAAAGUACUUCUUAAUUAAAUGGUUAAAUUUGCUCCCACAAGAUGCAUUCAUGGCCAGUAACUCUCCAAUGUUGAGGAACUUCCGGGUACCAGAUGCUGGAAAUUGCAGGAGGGGAGAGUGCUGUUUUACUCAGAUCCAACUGGCAGGCUUCCCAUAGGCUUUGUGGUGGCCACUGGUCUGAUCCAGUAAAGUUUUUCUUAUUCUCUUAUGUUCUUGAUUGGCUUUGGUACCGAACGUGUGCACUCAGGGCAAGUCCUUGUGGUGCCUGGUCCCUAAGGUAGAAAAGAUGGGUACCCUUGGACAGUUAGGGAUUGGGCAAAGUAUUUACUUGGCUCAUCCUACUGGUUUUGCCUCUGCAAAUACAGACUCCCAGCUUUGGCUAACAACUGCCCCAGGGUUGUACGCAGCUGCUUUAGACCAGUGGGAUGCCCCACCCCCUUGGCACGCAUUGUGAAAGGCACACUCGUCUCUCUUUACUUGGGAACAUCUCGUCUUGGAGGCUACAGGAUAAGCAAACUCUGUGAUCUACGUAUUUACCUCACAGGUGCUCUUAAUCAGUACCGGUGUAGAGAAGAGCAGAAUAAGACCUGCCGUACUGCCUGCUUGUUACCGCUUUGAUUUGUAAUCAGUGAUGAGUGUGUGGUAACGGAGACCAAAGGGCUGGCUGCUGCUUCCGCCUUGGUCUGAAGAGGGGACUUCAGUGGCAGCAAUCAAGUGUGUUCCUCUUGUGGAUGCUCUUUUGGGUCUAGGAAAUAAGAAGAGCCCCUUGCAUGGAUGGGACUGGAGAGCUUCCCUGUCUGUCUCCUUUCUCCUAAUCUGUUGUAAGUGCUUGUGUGGGGGAAGGAAGGGAGGGAGGAAAUGGUUCAGAGAAUAGGAAGGAGUAAAUUGCUUCAUAAUAGAUCAGUUUAUUUGUUCUAGAAACGCUCUUGCAGGCAUAAUUAACUUUAACACUUGAAACGUAGUAAUUAUGCAUUAAAACCACAAAAGGAAGCAAAAUAGGUGCUUAACUAUUUGUUUCUAUUAGUUAAAUCCCCUAUUUGUCUUUUUCCAUUGUUGCUGCAGCAUUGGGUCUCCCAAAUUAGAUUAACUCAAGCAGUGAUUUAUUUAGUUAUAUUGGUUCCCCACACCCUAAUGCAGAGAUAUUCUUUAGAUGUGUGUUUUCUGCAGUUCCCAUUAUUGCUUGUUAAAUAUUUAGCAAAUCUUAUUUUUGCCACUUCAUGUCUUUGUGUGGCCUCCCCUCUGGUCCCCAUGAAUUUUGCAGGCCACUGAACCCAAUACUUUGAAUAAUGCUCAGCACUGUUCUAGGUGUUUUUCAUCUUCACAGCCCUGUGCAAACAAUAAAUCAACACACAAACUGCAGUGAGACAGGCAUAUAAUUACUUAGAACCUAUAUUACUUUACCUGUUGGUUUUAUUUUGGCAGAGGAUAGAUUGCGAUUAAAACAUCACCAGGAUGCACACACAGCCCUAGGCUUUUGUUCUCAAGCAGGUACAGAUUCUUUAUACUUCAGAAACGAUGGGAAGUUUACUUCCCUGGUAAAUUAUAUGAGUCUUUGUGUGUCUACACACAUCCCUAAAAGUGUAAAGUGUGAAUAUGGCAAACAUGUCCUAUACUACACUUCUUAGGGAAAUGAGGUUAGCUGUGACUUCACGUUCCAUGGCAAAUCUUGGUUUUCUCCAGCGUAAUGUGUGAAAUGACCUUGGGUAUAUGUUUUGAUUGAUCAAACAGUGGGUUAAUUGUUGGUUUUGAACUGGUUUUGAACUUGUUCAGUUUUAAACUUGCUGUGUAAUCUUAGCCCUGUCUCUCAUCCUAGCCAACCUUGCAGUGUGGUUGUAAGGAUCAAUGGGGCCAAUCCGUGGUUUUGCUGCCCUGAGCUCCUUGGGGAAAGGUCAGGAUAUAAAUGUGGGAAGAAAUCAAUGAUCCAGAAAAGCAUAGUGUUUCAGUAUCAGUGCUGCAGGCAAGUGGUUUCUCCCACCACCACCACUUUUUCUUUUCUAGUCUCUCUCUGGGGCCUGUAAAACCAUGUUGUGAGUCAAUGUAGACCUUACAAUUUCUCGCAACUCAGUUCUUUUGACCUCUGUUUCUUGCCCUUGGAGGCAAGAGUUGAGAUUCCUCCAGUGAGACUGUAUUUUUUAUUUAAUCAUCUCCAACACUUUUUCAGACUUUGUGGCCUGUUAUAACAAAGUUUGGGAAACCUCUAGACAGUGUAACUCUCAAACCUGGAGUGCAUUAUGCUUUUGACUAGAUGAAGCAGAUUUCCUGGAGCACAUGGCCUGAAAAGUAGUCCUGUAUUACUGAACGGUAUUUGAGACUUGCAGCUUAGCUGGGUUAUCCUGUACUGUACCUACUAUUUAUAGAUUGCUCUUCCUGCACCCAGCUCUCAUCUCUUUGCAGAGCUUUUCUCAGCAAUGUUAAAGCAGGUUGUUCCCCUUCUGUCCUGCAGUACACUCGCAUGCUCAGCAAUGGAUUCUUACUUUCUUUUUAAGGGAGAGAAAUAAGCAGCAAUGCAUUUUGUUGCUUGCAUACUUGCUGGUCUGUCAGGCAGUGUAUGUCUCAGUUAGCCAAAUCUGCAGAGCUUAUCUUUUAUGUACAGCAAGAUGGGUGCAUUUCUUGGUCUUUCUAGCUCAGGCAAGAGUGCUGAGAGAUUUGUGAAAGUGUUGGUUUUGAACUAUUUUUGAAUGGUAUAGCACUAUUCUAGAAAGGCUUUAACCAUUGUUUGAGCCACUACCUCUUGCUUGUUGUUGGUGCAAGUUGGGUUUCCACACACUAUAUCCUUUUUAUUAUUUUGAGCGUCAGGAGGAAAAACUCAUUUUGGUCCCUGGUAUAUCUUUGUCCAUGGUUGCCCUGCUAUCCAGUAGGGUACAUAAAAUUUCUUAAUGGGGUUCCAUGGUGGCGGUGGGGUAGAAUAUGUGAAGGCUAACUGGUGCAUCAGGACUUCUUAAAGUGUUGACACUCUAAGCUCCUCAAGCAGUUGCAAACUGCAUCUGCACACAACCAGUCCCUGCUCUUUUCAAUUUUCUUGCUUGUUCUAGGAGACCGGGGGGGGGGGGAGUUGGUUGCAGCAGGAAGGAGAGACUACCUGGACUCUUCAGCAGCCCAUCUCAACUGCCUCUUCCCCCCCCCCCUUCUCUCCAGCUUCCUCUUCAGCCUCAGAGUCUGAACUGCUCUCUGCCACAGCCUCUUCCUGCUCACUAAACCACUUCUCCCUCUGACCACUCAUCAUCAUCAGAUGAUGCCUCCCACCUCUCCUCUGCAUUCAGCAGUCCUUGUCUAGAGAGGUGCCAUUUGGACAUCCCUUCAGGAAGCAAAUGUCUUGGGUUGGCACUGUCUUCAUCUUUUAGUGCAAUGGGACAAAAAGAAAUAAUUUUGAAACAUCAAUUCAUUAUCAGUAGCGCCUUUGUGGGAGAACUCUUUUCCUCCAUGUGGUAACAGGAGUCUAAGGGACUGCUGUAGAUUCUAGGUGCUCAUUCACACAAAAAAUAAUUUUUAUCAACCCCUUUCAUUGCAAAGAGACGCUAUUGCUUGAACAUUUCUCUUAUUUAUAGCUCAUUUCUUACCACAGCUCAUUUGUGCCUCUCUCUCUAAAUCCUGGUGGGAAACUGAAUAAGCUCAACAGUGGCAUUUUUUCUUCUCUUCCUCAUUUCUUUAUUUAUACUGUACUAAUUGUUGGCUUGCUCUUUUCCCUUCCAACACAAAUCUUGACACUAAAGGUUUUCUCCCCCGCCCCCACAUAAGAAAAGGCACCUGCCUAUUCUCACAUACCUAUUUAAUCCCUGAUGCUGUCCUUAUUUUCAGAAAGUUUGACUCACUAAGGUGUGAGUCAGGAAAAUGGAAGCAAUGUGGGCCUGCUUGAAAUGCUUACUUAUGUGGCUAAGCUAGAUGGUUGGUGGCAGUGUUAGACAUUAGCCAGGCACCAGGCAUGUUUUGCUACUGGUGCAGGUCCAAUUGUGAACAUGUGGAGAUCUCUGGAUGCCUGGUUGGCGACUGACAUCACCAUCUGGCAGGCCUCUCCAGCUUUCUUAAGCAGAUAAUCAGGAGGGCUUAUUUAUUGCAUUAAUCUCCGACCUUUUUCCUCCAAGGAGUACAUGGUUCACCCCAUUCCUUCAUCACUCAGUAGGUGUUUGAACCCUGAUCUCCCAGGCCCUAGUCUGACACACUAACCACUACACCACGCUGGCUUCAUAGAGUACUUCUGCUAUGGGGCAGCUCUAUAAAUUAAGUAGGUAAAUAAAUAUGAGAAAAGCAAAAUGUCACUUAGAGAAGGGUCAGAAGUAUUUUCCUUGAAGCUUGAAUUUGUUUUCUACUGGAUUAUUUUAUUUGGUAAUUUAAUGUGUUGUAAACCGCUUUGAUAUUUUCCCUUUAAAAUAUAAAGCAGUAUAGAAAUUAACAACAACAACAACAACAAAUUUCACUGGAGAAAAGUGCCCGCACAUUCUGUUGCAGCAACCAUAACCUCAGUUUAAGGUGCCAUUUGGCGAUUAGCUUAUAUAUCUUGAGUUUCUAACACUGGUUGGUGGCAAACCUGGAUACAGGAAUUUGGGCUGCUGCUGCAAAGCAAGUCGUGUGUAUGUUGAUGCCACCAAAUUUCCAAGCGGCCAUGGAGAAGUAGUAACACUGAACUUCAGUGGUGGCUGCUAGAGGUUUGAGAAGCCACUGAAUCUGCUGAAGGUUUUCUGCACUUUUCCAACUCCUUUCAGCUUCCUGCCUGACUCUUAAAUACAUGUGCAAAUCUGAGAUUGUUAAAGUGAAUCCAGAUGUUCUGCCUGUUAGCCAUGAGCCAGCCAAGCUGGUCCAUACAACUCUCGGAAGGGAAGGAAGGAAGCAGCAGAUGGAGUGCACUCUCUUCCAUGAUGCUGUUGUGCUUCCUUCCAUCCAUCCAUGGUGGUGAAAGGACAGGUCAAACCAUUAUUUUUUUCAGCAUGGUCAAGCUUCAUCUUCCAUUUGGGUCGGCUCAUGAGCAACAAGCUCAUCCUGCCUAUGGGGAAUAUGUGCUGCAUAGGAUGAGUGGUGUAGCAGGCAUGAAUUAUUGAGAUUGAGUCUUGCUAUAUGCAUGUGCAUUUUACAGUGGUACCUCGGUUUGUCUGUACUUAAACUGAAGUGUACUUAACCUGAAGCGAACUUUCCCAUUGAAAGUAAUGGAAAGUGGAUUAAUCCGUUCCAGAUGGGUUUGCCAGACCUCCUUAUAUUUAUACUAGAGUACCAGACCUCCUUAUAUUUGUAUUGGCUACCCCAGUGGUUUUCAAACUUUAUUCUUUCAGGAAACAUUUUCCAAAUUGUCUUGGUCUGCUGAGGAACCACAGUACAUCUACCCCUGAGUGUUUCAGAGGAUUCUGGGAGUGGGGGUGGGGUUUCUUUUGGGGGUGUGUUUGUCUCUUCCAUUCACACUGAGUAGGCUUGCUAAGCGCCAUGUGAGUUUGCCCACCAUUUGCUUGCUACUGUGCUCUUUUUCAGGGAGGUUUGUCUGCUAUUACUGACCUUCCCACUGAGUUUCCCCUGUAUACAUCUAAGAAAUCUCAGGUUUCCCCAGAACACAGUUUGAAAACCACUGGGCUACCCUGUUCCCACAUGCAUACGGAAGGAAGAAUGGUUAAACUGGCCAACAGAACUUGGGAAUAGGCCCUUUAUAUUAUGUAGCCAAAGUAGCACCGUCCAUUCUCUUCCUCCGACCCAUCACACAUUUAAGUUUGUAUAGACUGGCUUCCUUUGAAUGAAGUGUGCCAUGUUAGUAGGCUAGCUAGGGCACCACGUCUGUUAUUAACAGGCUUUUAGAAAUGUCACUUCAUUGGUUUAAAUCAUACCUUAUUUCUUUCUUUCUCUCUCUCUCCUCUCCCUUUCCUCUUGUUUUGUGUUCUUUUUCUUUUUUCAAUCAGCACCAGCUUUCCUUUCUCCAGUGUUGGGAACUUUUACGCCAGUCCAUGCUGCAACUCCUCACCCUUGCGGGCCGACUGCUCAUGCCUCUGGCUUGGACCUAACCUAUAAAUCUUGGCCCAGCCAGGGUUGAGGGGAGCUAUGGGCAGCUCAGCUUCAUCGCUGGCCGCCGAGACGGAGUCGGACCAUGGUUUCACUGGCUCAACCUACCCAGGGCAUCUGGCUGCAAGUUGGUAUAGGAGUAGCCACAGUGGCCCUGUAUGGGAAAGUGCCCUUAUAACACGGCAGCAUCAGCACGUGAAUCACCGGGCACGAAGCCACACCCACUCUUCUGGUUCUAUGGCCGCUGUGCGGGAAUGGUCUUGCACCCGCUGCACGUUCCUGAACCCCGUAGGACAGCGCCAAUGCUCCAUCUGCGAGGCCCCGCGCCAGAAGCCCGACCUCAACCAAAUCCUGCGCCUCAGUGUAGAAGAACAGAAAUGGGCCUGCGCCCGCUGCACCUUCCGGAACUUCUUGGGCAAAGAGGCCUGUGAGGUGUGUGGCUUCACCCCUGAGCCUGGGCCUGGGGGCUCCCCACUCCCCAUCAUCAAUGGAGUCCUGCCAAAGCCCACUGCCUUGGUGGAGCCCAAGGGCACCUGCAAGGAGGAACCUCCCAAGGCCGAGAGCCCUGGUGAGGACUCUGGGGGGAAGAGCCCAGAGGAAGUGGGGCUGGAGGAUGGCUGGGCCUGCCAGCGCUGCACCCUUCACAACACCCCAAUGGCCAACUCAUGCUCGGCCUGUGGGGGCCCCCGCAAGCUCUCGCUGCCCAAGAUCCCCCCAGAGGCGCUGGUCGUCCCUGAAGUCAUUGCUCCUGCCGGCUUCCACAUAGCACCCACCACCCCUCAGCCCAGCAUUGCUACGGACAACCCCGAGAGCCAUCCCAUUGCCAACCCAGGUGCAGCCACGAUUGAGCAAGAGAGCCAGAAGAUGCCAAGCUUUAGCCUUUUCUCCCCCGGCCUCCAAAACAACCCCGUUCCCCGCAGCCGACGAGAGGUGCCCCCCCAGCUGCAGCCACCGGUGCCUGAGGCCUCGCAGCCGGCCUCCCCACCAGCACCUGUGCAGAAGGCCAUUCGCUUCCAGGAGCUGCUGGCAACAAAGCGGCUGAGCAUGCUGGAAGAAGAAAUGGAGGUGAGCCCAUCGCCCUGGAAGUGCAGCACCUGCUCCCUCCUCAACACCUCGGGAGCUGGCACCUGCGAGGCCUGCAGCACCCAGAAGGGAAGUGACACCAUUGACUUGACUGGCGAUUCUGUGCGCUUCACUCCCUGCGGUCCAUCCAGCCCUGACUUUACCACCUGGUCCUGUUCCAAGUGCACAUUGAAGAACCCCACAGCCUCUCAGAAGUGCAAGGCCUGUGGCUCCUCCAAACUGCAUGGCUUCCAGGAACACAGCGCGCAGGGAGAGUUGGCUCUCAAAUGCCCUGAGUGUGGCUCAGACAAAGGCAGCUGCCCAGCCUGCAGCUCUAAGGCCCCCUCGGCCCGCAAAGUGGCCCGCCUCUUCCCCUUGCAGCCACCUGUGACCCCAGAAAGGCCCAGCCAGUGGCCUUGCCCGGCUUGCACGCUGCUCAAUGAGUUCAAGGCCAAGCACUGUGUCGCCUGCCACACUCCCCAGGGGUACCUGUUGCAGCGCAAGGGCGCCAAGCCACUCAGGCGCCGGGAGAGUAUGCACGUGGAGAAGCGGCGGCAGACAGAUGAGGGGGAGGCCAAAGCCCUCUGGGAAAACAUUGUCUCCUUCUGUCAAGAGAACAAGGUCAACUUUGUGGAUGACAGUUUCCCUCCAGGGCCCAAGUCAGUUGGCUUCCCCGAAGGGGACAGUGUCCAGCAGCGAGUGAAGCAGUGGCUGAGGCCUCAUGAAAUCAACUGCAGCAUCUUCAAGGACCGUUCAGUCAAGUGGUCUGUUUUCCGGACACCUCGGCCCUCUGACAUCCUGCAAGGGCUCCUGGGAAAUUGCUGGUUCCUCAGUGCUCUGGCUGUGCUGGCAGAAAGGCCUGAGUUGGUGGAACGGGUCAUGAUUACACGGAGCAUGUGCCUGGAGGGAGCCUAUCAGGUGCGGCUUUGCAAAGAUGGCACCUGGACCACUGUGCUGGUGGAUGACAUGCUGCCCUGUGAUGAGUGUGGCUACCUCCUCUUCUCUCAGGCCCAGAGGAAGCAGCUAUGGGUGGCCCUUAUUGAGAAAGCCCUGGCCAAACUCCAUGGUUCGUACUUUGCCCUCCAGGCAGGGCGCGCUAUUGAAGGCCUAGCUACGCUAACCGGCGCCCCCUGCGAGAGCCUGAUGCUGCAGGUCAGCUCCACUAACCCUCGCGAGGAGCCCAUUGACACUGACCUCAUCUGGGCCAAAAUGCUGAGUUCUAAGGAGGCUGGCUUUCUGAUGGGUGCAUCCUGUGGAGGGGGCAACAUGAAGGUGGAUGAUGCAGCCUACGAAAGCAUGGGCCUUCGUCCACGGCAUGCGUAUUCCAUAUUAGAUGUCCGAGAUGUGCAAGGGUGCAGGCUCCUACGACUCCGUAACCCCUGGGGCCGCUUCUCCUGGAAUGGUAGCUGGUCUGACGAAUGGCCCCACUGGCCGGCACACUUGCGGCAUGAGCUGAUGCCCCACGGGAGCAGUGAAGGGGUCUUCUGGAUGGAGUACAAUGACUUCAUCAGGUAUUUCGACUCAGUGGACAUCUGCAAGCUCCAUUCAGACUGGCAUGAAGUUCGUGUGCAGGGCACCUUUCCCAACAAAGCCAGUGGACCCAUUACCGUCACCUCACUGACUGUGCUGGAGCGUGCAACUUUGGAGUUCGCCCUCUUCCAGGAAGGCAGCAGUCCCAUCUCCAGUUCCAGCUCAACUGCUAUUGAGCCGACACAUAGCAUGAUGGUGGUGGCACUGCUAUCCUCUCACAACAUAAAAGCCAUUUCCUGCCAUUUGUCCUGCUCUUCUAACAUGACUAAGGAACAGAAUGAAGAUUGCAGCUGUCUAGAUUGGGAGAACUGUGGCUACACAGAUAGGGGCAUUAUUGUUUCUCAGUGGAACAGGUUUAGCCCCGUGCUGUAAUGAUCGGCCCUGUGAACAUCCCUUUCCUUCUAUAUCAGUGAAAGGCUGCCACUUUACCAGGAAGGUAAAGCACUGCCGGGAAAAUCUGGUCCUCAAGCCAUGACAGUGGCCUUCAUUGAAAGGUGUGGUAUUUAUAUAUUUAUAGACAUGUGCUGCCUCUCUCCCCUGUGAGUCCUUACAAUAGACAAGUCCUCUUCUCUCAUCUCCCCAUCCCUCAUAGUGACAGGCAUUUUUUAGUCAUUAGUUUCUGUGAUCUUCAGACUCAGAACCCACUUUUAACUGCUACAAACUUCACCACAGGACCCAGUAAUGGGAUGAUGUUGUUUUUUUAACAUGCUCAUCUGCCUGCUUUUUUUCUCUAGGGUGGCCAGAUGUGUAGCAGAAAGCAGGACCCUUGUACCUAGGGAGCAUAGGAAGCUGCCUCUUACAAAGUUUACACCAUCGAUCCAUCUAGCUUAGUGCUGUCUACACUGAUUGGCAGCAGCCCUCCAGGGUUUCAGGCCGGGCUCUCUCUGUACCUCUGAAUAGCUUGUUGCCCAUGGUGUCAUUGGAGAAGCUAGGCUUCCAUCAGCUAUUAGAGGAGCAGAAAGGCUACCCUCCUUAUGCCUCGAAUCCUUCUCUCUCUGCCACUAGAUGACCCUUCGGGUCCCUUCCAAAUCUACAAGUCUAUGUUUCUCUGAAGACAGAAACUCUAAACAAAGAAACGAUGGAAAUGGUGGUGAGGCCACUGCUGCAAGCUGCUAUUACCAAGACAGCAGUCUGGCAAGAUCCAUAUUUUUGCCCCCCACCUCAUAUUGUUUGUGUUAUCCUGUUUGGUGAAAGAGAGUGGGUACAGCGGCUUGUGCAGUGACUUCUGACUCCACUGCACUUCACAGGAAUGUUGGGAACUCCUUUACACCAGGAGUCUAGCAAUUGGCCCAUCCAAUUCAGUGUGGUCUGCAGCAACUGGCUGCAGGUUCCCACAGACUGAUUCCCAGCCCCGCCAAAGAUUGGACCUGGCACUUCCUGCAUGCUUUCACACUGAGC